GCAGCGGAAAACUGAGCACAAACUCACUCAGCCCGCAGACCUGCAGGAAACGCAAGAGAGUCUCUGUAUCUCCGAGACAGCAUCUUUUUUUACGAGGAGUUAUGGCAGGAGUAAAAAUGCGCUCCACUCGCAGACUGCGCUCCUGGAUCGUCGAGCAGGUGAGCAGUGGUAAAUACCCCGGCGUGAUGUGGGACGACGAGGCAAAGACCAUGUUCCGCAUCCCCUGGAAACACGCCGGGAAACAGGACUUCCGCAAAGACGAGGACGCCGCCAUCUUCAAGGCGUGGGCCGAGUUCAAGGGCAAGCUGACGGACGGCGACCAGGACAACCCGGCCACCUGGAAAACGCGGCUGCGCUGCGCCCUCAACAAGAGCCCCGAGUUCAAGGAGGUGCUGGAGCGAGCGCAGCUGGACAUCUCCGAGCCCUACAAGGUGUACCGGCUGGUGCCCAUCAGCGAGCAGGGUGUGGUGAUGCCCGAGAGGAGAGGACGAGAGAAAGGCAGGAAACUGAAGAGGAGAAUCAGCAGCGACGAGUCGGAGACAGACGACGUCAGCGGGGUCAAACAGAUCAAAACAGAAGAGGUCACGUCUCAGCUUCAUGUAGACGAAGCGCUGCUGCAGAACGGCGAGGCGGCCGGGACAGGAGGAACCUCCCAGUGCACCACCAUCGUUCAGAGAGAGGUGGAGAACGAGAUCCGGCUGGACGUGCGGAUCGAGGAGAGCGUCACCGCUCCGGCGGGAGGCCAGGACUCCUUCCACGUGGCGAUCCACUAUUUAGGCCGGGAGGUCGUCAGGCGGCAGAUCCAGGGCAGCGACGUCCGGAUCACCUACCUGCCCGGGUCGUCCAUCCCCCCGACGCCGGCCGCCAUGAGCAGCAGGUUCCCGCGGAUGCUGCUGCCGGAGCCGCCGCAGGCGCUGCCGGCCGGCCCGGAGCUGCAGGCGCUCUUCACCCUGCUGCCCUUCAUGGAGAAGGGGAUGGUGCUGACCUCCACGCCGCAGGGCGUCUACGGGAGGAGGUUCUGCCAGGGCAGGAUCUUCUGGGCGGGGCCGCACACCUCCACGCAGAGCCUGCACCGGAUGGAGAGGAACACGGAGCCGGUGCUGCUCUUCAGCAGAGACGCCUUCAAGCAGCAGCUGGACCACUACUGCUCCAACGGGGGCGAGCCGCCGCAGUGCAGCUUCAUCCUGUGUUUCGGGGAGGAGCUCAGCGACAUGGAGGACGCCUCCAGGAAGCUGAUAACUGCUCAGGUCACGCUGCCGUGGGCCGAGCAGCAGGUGCGCAACGCCAAGUCCAUCUUUGAAUCCAUCUCCGUGCUGCAGUCUCUGGCGAGCCAGUCUCCUCUGGGGGAAAUCACGCUGAACCUGGUCUCGGUGCCCGACCCCAGCGCCGACUCCACCUGCACGACCAUCCAGGACCCCUCGGGGCUUUUCCUCCAGAAACAAGACACACCUGCCGUGUCGAUCCACAUUUAAGGAGCGGAUAAUAACGAGGAACUGCUUCACAUCAUCUCUGUAAAAACACCCGACUAGUCUUUGUGAUUUCUAGCCCUUUUUUAUCCCAUUCAGUGAAUCUCUUCAUCUUCUGUAUAAAAUAUAGUCAUGGAUAUGUUUGAUUCUGCAAACUGGAAAAGGAGGAAGAGGCCUGGGAAAGUUGGAGGGAGGAGCUACCUCUCCAUGUUUUGUUCAAGUAUCAACAGAGGCAGCGUCGUCUACAAAUUGCCUACCCUACCUUUAAUGACCAGUGGAGUAAUCAACUUAAACAUUGCACUUGUACUCGGACAAGAACUAACUUUGGGAUGCACCUUAUCUCCUGGUGAAGAUCUGGAAACACUAAAAUCCAACUAACACUUAGGAGUCUUUUCCCAAAGAUUAUUAAGAACCAGAAAUGUUCUUGUGCUUUCUUUUUUUUUUCGUAGUUACGGUGCUAAAGACUCAAAACUGCAGUCGGGUCUGAACCCAGACAGAUGAGAAACUGCAGUCCUAAUCAAGUCUUUUAUCCACAUCAUGUCAAAUACCAGUUUAACCAUAAAAUAAGGGAACGCACAUCAUUUUAACCUCAUAUGUCAUUAGAUUUGUAGCUGUUCCGUGUAUUUCUGUGUAAUUUCCUCUGCAGCCUUUGUUUUUAAACAGACAUCAACACUUACUCUUUUAUCCAAAUGUGAAUAACGUGUUUUGUCAAUGAGAAACUGUCCGGUGUCGUCCACUCAGCCGGACCUGCAGCCGCUUCAGCAGAACCUGAUCCGCCUUUUGAGAAACUUCCUCCCGACACGUUGCUUUAUUGUUAUAAAUGGUGCAACAACUUCGGGGCGGAGCUUCUCUAAACUAUUUAAGGGGCACACAUGAGCUCUUUUCUGCUUCAGAGUUUAAACCUCCGAAGACCUGGAGGUGUUUAACAGAGGAGGAGCCUGAAGUUAUUAAAGGUUAUUAAAAAUAGGAAAUAACACAGAUAAUCCCACUUGGACCAAGCUUUCUUGACUAACAAGGCAGUAAAUGUUGGAUUCAACAGUCAUGUGCAACUCGAACACAAACCCGUGAGAUGUUUUUAAACUGCCUGAACUCCAGCCUGGAUCCCGAGCAUCGACCCGGCGGUCGAACCUGAGCUCCAACGACGUCACGGUGGCGGCAGGACCUCUAGUGAGCUGCUGGUUUCUGUACAUUUGGUUUGUUUCAGAACCCCGACGAAGCAAAAACAAACAAAACCAGACCAGAAAUAAAGCACAAGAGAAGUGUUGUAGUGUCAAAAGUGAUUUUAAGGCAAAUUAGUCCUUUUUUUGUUUUAAAUCAUUAGGAUAUUGAGCUGGGAACAUUUAGGAGUGAGGGGGGAGAUUAACCAAGAUGUAAAUAUUUUGUUAUUUAUGUACGUUUGUCUUCGUUCAGUCAAGUAAAAAUAAACAUCUACGUGGACCCGUGUGGAGUGUUUGUUU
Messenger RNA from Cololabis saira (Pacific saury), 2923 nucleotides. It is a transcript of the gene irf9, whose product is annotated as interferon regulatory factor 9. The transcript has 10 exons. Lineage: Eukaryota; Metazoa; Chordata; Actinopteri; Beloniformes; Belonidae. Gene Ontology annotation, biological process: immune system process; regulation of transcription by RNA polymerase II. Gene Ontology annotation, cellular component: nucleus. The record is from RefSeq and is a predicted model, not a curated record. Bases 102 to 1472 code for a protein of 456 amino acids. Gene Ontology annotation, molecular function: RNA polymerase II cis-regulatory region sequence-specific DNA binding; protein binding; DNA-binding transcription factor activity, RNA polymerase II-specific.